Messenger RNA from Clonostachys byssicola, 1332 nucleotides. The record is from the annotation of a GenBank genome assembly. NCBI's taxonomy places the organism in Eukaryota, Fungi, Ascomycota, Sordariomycetes, Hypocreales, Bionectriaceae.
AUGUUGGCUCUUUGGAAAGCAACUAAGAAUUCAAUCACAAACAAUCCUGCCCUCAGCCUCAACAUGCCCUUGAACAUCGUUAUCAUCGGAGCUGGGCUGGGUGGGCUCGCUGCCGCCUUAUCCAUUAAGAAAGAGACGCCAACCCAUGAUGUUUUUGUCGUGGAAUCUGCUCCUAUUGGUGCAGGUCUCCAACUCACCCCGAAUGCUACACGACUGCUCCUUAGGUGGGGUUUGAAGCCCAGCCUGGAGAAGCUGGCGAGCAGUCCCGAAGAGUUCCUCGUUCGUCGGUUUGACGGGCGGAAGGUUCUUGGCAACCGCCAAAAUUUUGCCACUGAGAUGCUCGACAAGUAUAACUCGCACUAUUGGGACAUGCACCGAGCCGACCUACAACUCGCCAUGUUCGAGCAGGCCAAGACUCUUGGCGUCCGCUUCAAGUUCGGUACCUUGGUGAGGGACGUGGAUCUCAGCAUACCGCAAUUGACGACAGAUAAAGAAGAGAAGAUCACAGGAGAUCUAGUGAUUGCUGCGGAUGGACUCUGGUCCAAGACUCGAUCCACGGUUCUUGGUAGACCCAGCCCCCCUAUCGCCACGGGAGACCUUGCAUACCGUAUCGUUCUGAAAGCGGAGAACAUCAAGGAUCCCGAGUUGCUCGACUUCAUCAAGAAGCCACGCGUUUGCUUGUGGGUUGGCCCCGAAUGCCAUGCCAUCUACUACCCACUCAGGAACAAUACAAUGGCAAACAUCGUCCUUCUGGUUCCGGAUAAUCUACCAGACAAUGUGGCCAAAAUGGUCGGUGACCUUUCUGAGAUGCGAGAGAUCUUCCACGGCUGGGACCCAUUACUACAAAGGUUUCUAUCUCAGGUGGACAAGAUAGAAAAGUGGAAGCUUAUGCAUCUUGAUGAACUGGAGCGCUGGUACAAUGACGAGGCCACCGUCGCAUUCCUAGGCGAUGCUUGCCAUCCCAUGCUUCCUUACAUGGCGCAAGGGGCUGGAUCCGCGAUUGAAGACGGUGCUGCGUUGGGUAUCAUUCUCUCCAAGGUCAACAGCAGACAAGAACUUCCCGACGCCCUGAAAGCGUAUCAAGAUCUGAGAGUUCCUCGUAGCACCGCUCUACAGAAAUGGAGCAUGAAGCAGAGACAUACCAACCAUCUGUCCGACGGGCCGGAGCAAGAAGCGAGGGACAACCUCGCAGAAUCUCAACUUUAUGAUCAGCAACCUGGAUACCCAUUCUACUGGAUUGAUCCAGCCGCACAAGACUUUGUGUAUGGGUAUGAUGUUGUGGCUGAGCUGGACAAGGUCGGUAUCAAGACCACAGAAUCAGUCAGUGGUUAG